AUGUCUACAACCGACACAGGAGUCUCGGCAAGCGGUUCCCAGCAAGCUGUGGCCGAAGCAUCCUCGUCACGCGUAGUACCCAAGCCUGUGCCUCAGAGCCAGAGCCAGGAUACCAGGGCUUAUCAACUUCAGCAGUUAAGGAAGCGCUAUUCCCCCAAAGAAAUCACGCCGAACGGCGACGGCGGCGUCACCUUUCUGCAGUUCAGUAUUAAGCCUUCAGACCCAGAUUUCCCUUAUGAGCUCGACCACCUUGACGUCGAGCUCCGGGUCCCAUCCUCAUACCCCAAAGAACCGCCAUCGUUGAGCGUCGAAAACCGAGACAUACCUCGCGGGUUUCGCAUCAACAUUGAGCGCGGAUGGGACAAGCUCGUGGCGGAACGGAAGGGUGCCUCCACGCUGCUUUCGCUCACAAAUGCGCUGGACAGGAAACUCGAGUCCUUCUUGUCAGAGCAAAAGGCCGAGACGGUCAAGAUGACCAUCUUCAAGGACACGAGGCACCUCGACGCGAUUGCUGCUGAGGCUGUCAGCCAGCCGGAGACUGUGGUGCAGCCGCCUCCACAGAGGCGACCUCUGUACCGGCCCGAGACCUUUACCAGAGAACAGAUCGCAGAGGCAAAGGCUAUAAGAGCGCAGGAGACGAGGCAGCUCGAGGCGCGGAUGGGCCGGCUCCCGCUGUACCAAAAUUCGAGCGAUGGCAUCGUGUAUACCCUUCCGCUCGAUCCUAAGAGGCGGUCCGAGCUCCCCGUCGGUCUGAGACCCGUUAAGUCGGUGCAGCUCAUCAUACCACUCCUUUACCCACUGCAGCAAAUCCGGGUCCUGCUCAACGACGUCGAGUCCGACGAGGCCGAACCCGUGGAGGAGAUAUUUGCCGAAAAGGCGGCAGCACAGCGGGCCAUGAGCUUGAUGAGCCACCUCAACUACCUCACGCAGAAUAUCCACGUGCUGGCGAAGCAGGCCCAGGCGAAUAGAGAGGCUUCUUUGGCUGCGGAGAGCAUGAAGGCCAAGGUUGAAUCCAAGGCUGAAGAUGUGGAUGGCUAUGGGAAGGCAGCUGCUCAUGUGUCAUCGCUGGAUGAUGUCAAGGGCCAUGUCAAGGUCAUCCCACGGCCGCCGGAGUGGUCGUAUGGAAAUGCGGGCGAGUCGGAAUCCGAUUCAGAGGACUCGUAUGAUUCGGACGAGGAUGGACAAGGCGGUGCAAGUCUUGGUCCCCCAGAUUCCCAAGGGGCUACAUCAAGUUCCACACGGAUAGCCGAGAAGGGCACCGCAAUUACAUUUCCAUCCAUCGAGCUUCAUGGCGUCGAAAUACUCGAGAUCAACACUCUGAGCAUUAUCGCCAAGUGCUUGCGCUGCAAGACAAACAACGACCUGAGUGGCCUCAAGCCCAACGUAGACAAGGUCAGCAGCUGCAAAAAAUGCGCCACCGAGUUCGUCGCCACCUUUCGUCCAGAGUUCGUCCACCAAAACUCCACUAGAGCCGGCUUCAUCAACCUCUCGGGCUGCACAGUCACCGACCUCCUCCCCAGCACCUUCGUGCCGACGUGCAGCAAAUGUUCGACGGCAGCGGCGCAGGGGUUCGUGUCGGUGCGCGGAGAUGCCACGACCAACGUCUGCCGCGAGUGCCACGGCCGCUUCACCUUCAAGAUCCCCGAGGUCAAGCUGCAGAGCUACAACUCGGGGGCCUCCGGCUCGCUCCCUCCGACCAGCGGGCCCCGACGCAGGCAAGAGAAGCUGGGCCUGCACGUCGGCGAACCACUACCGGCCAGGGGCGCUUGCGAGCACUACAAGAAGAGUUACCGCUGGUUCCGUUUCAGCUGCUGCGACAGGGUGUCGGCGUGCGACAAGUGCCACGACGCCGAGGCGGAUGGCCACGUGCACGAGUGGGCAAACCGCAUGAUUUGUGGGUGGUGUUCCCGCGAGCAGAAUUACCGCGUCGACAGCUGUGGCUUUUGCGGACGGAGCGUCGUCGGGAGGAGGGGUACCGGGUAUUGGGAGGGUGGUAAGGGGACGAGGGAUCAGGUGCUGAUGCGUAGGAAUGAUAAGCGGAAACAUCGGCGUAUUGGUGGUGGUGAGGGUAAAAAGAAGGAGUAA
Molecule: messenger RNA, 2085 nt
Organism: Pyricularia grisea
Lineage: Eukaryota; Fungi; Ascomycota; Sordariomycetes; Magnaporthales; Pyriculariaceae
Exons: 1
Coding region: 1-2085 (694 amino acids)
Molecular function (GO): protein binding; zinc ion binding
Source: RefSeq, a predicted model, not a curated record